Molecule: messenger RNA, 963 nt
Organism: Rotaria sordida
Lineage: Eukaryota; Metazoa; Rotifera; Eurotatoria; Philodinida; Philodinidae
Source: the annotation of a GenBank genome assembly
AUGUCAUUCGCAAAUUUUAUUUCAAAAUUUCAUCCAAUGAAUGGUAGAUUUUAUCUCCGACAUUCAAGAAGAACGGCAACAUUUAUCUUAAAACCAUCAUAUAAUACAUUAUUAAAUUUUCGUUCAACUUCAACAGAACAGUUUCAACAAAGUGAGAAAAAAUCACAACAACAGCAACAAAAUAAAUAUGAAUAUUUAUUAGUCAAUAUCAAAGGACAAAAUUCGAAUGUAGCACUUGUUCAACUUAAUCGACCUAAAACAUUUAAUUCUUUAUGUGAUGGUCUGAUAAAAGAGUUGGCUACAGUAUUAGAAUCACUUGAUAAAGAUGAAAAGAUUGCUUGUAUUGUUCUUACUGGUGGUAUACGUACAUUUGCUGCUGGUGCUGAUAUCAAAGAAAUGCAAAAUAAAACAUUGCAACAAGUUAUUAAUUCAGAUUUUCCUAAUCAAUUAUUAGCAGUAUCACGAAUAAAAAAACCAAUUAUUGCUGCUGUCAAUGGUUUAGCAUUAGGUGGUGGUUGUGAAUUAUCGAUGAUGUGUGAUAUUAUCUAUGCUGGUGACAAAGCAGAAUUUGGUCAACCAGAGGUUAUUAUUGGUACCAUACCUGGAGCUGGUGCCACUCAACGUUUACCUCGUUAUGUAGGCAAAUCGAAAGCAAUGAAAAUGAUAUUGACAGGCAAUCGAAUUAGUGCACAAGAAGCUGAAAAAAUAGGUUUAGUUAGUGGUGUCUUUCCAGCUGAUAAACUUGUUGAAGAAGCUAUUAAAACAGCUGACAAAAUAGCUAGUCAUUCGAAUAUUGUUAUACAAUUAGCUAAAGAAACGGUCAAUGCUGCUUUUGAAACAACAUUGACAGAAGGCAAUCGAUUCGAAAAAUGUCUUUUCAAUACAACGUUUGGUUUGGCCGAUCGAAAAGAAGGCAUGACUGCAUUUUUAGAAAAACGUAAACCUAAUUUUAUCGGUCAAUAA